Messenger RNA from Ceutorhynchus assimilis (cabbage seed weevil), 1467 nucleotides. NCBI's taxonomy places the organism in Eukaryota, Metazoa, Arthropoda, Insecta, Coleoptera, Curculionidae. The record is from the annotation of a GenBank genome assembly.
GCUUGUAGCAGCAUGACAGCUGACACCAAUCCAAUGUCAGCAUGACUCUGCCAGAAAUUUUUUUGUUGUGCUAAAAUCUUUUUCCAAAUUUUCACGAAAGAGAAACUAAAUUAUCAAAAAGAACUUAAAAUAAACAUAAAAUAAAAAUGACUACAUUAGACGAUAAAUCUUUGUGGGAGGACGGUGAAGAAGCCCUAGGCGAAGAAGUGUUGCGAAUGUCCAGCGAUGAAAUAGUUAGCAGAACAAGACUGAUGGACAAUGAAAUCAAAAUAAUGAAAAGCGAGGUGAUGAGGAUUAAUCACGAAUUGCAAGCGCAAAACGAGAAGAUUAAAGAAAACACUGAGAAAAUAAAAGUAAACAAAACCCUGCCUUAUUUGGUGUCGAAUGUGAUUGAACUUUUGGAUGUGGAUCCGCAAGAAGAGGAAGAAGAUGGAGCUGUUGUUGAUUUGGAUUCACAAAGAAAAGGAAAGUGUGCAGUAGUAAAAACAUCCACUCGCCAAACCUAUUUCCUUCCUGUAAUAGGGCUCGUAGAUGAAGAAAAAUUGAAGCCGGGAGAUUUGGUUGGUGUCAACAAAGAUUCUUAUCUUAUUUUGGAAACUUUGCCAGCUGAAUAUGAUGCCAGAGUAAAAGCUAUGGAGGUUGAUGAAAGACCAACAGAACAAUACUCAGACAUCGGUGGCUUAGACAAACAAAUACAAGAAUUAAUCGAAGCAGUGGUAUUGCCAAUGACUCACAAAGACAAGUUUGUUAACUUGGGCAUUCAACCUCCAAAAGGUGUUUUAUUAUAUGGGCCACCAGGUACUGGAAAAACACUACUGGCUCGAGCUUGUGCCGCUCAAACCAAAUCGACUUUCCUGAAACUGGCAGGUCCUCAGUUAGUUCAAAUGUUUAUUGGCGACGGUGCGAAAUUAGUCAGAGACGCUUUUGCUUUGGCCAAGGAAAAAGUUCCAGCAAUUAUUUUUAUCGAUGAAUUGGACGCUAUCGGUACUAAACGUUUUGAUUCUGAAAAAGCUGGAGACAGGGAAGUUCAAAGGACCAUGUUGGAACUUUUGAAUCAGUUAGACGGUUUCAGUUCCACAGCGGAUAUUAAAGUAAUUGCAGCCACAAAUCGUGUAGACAUUUUGGAUCCUGCCCUGUUAAGAUCGGGACGUUUGGAUCGUAAAAUCGAAUUUCCACAUCCGAAUGAGGAGGCCAGAGCUAGGAUUAUGCAAAUUCAUUCAAGGAAAAUGACUGUUAAUCCUGAUGUUAAUUUUGAAGAAUUGGCUAGGAGUACUGAUGACUUCAAUGGAGCCCAAUGUAAAGCUGUCUGCGUUGAAGCUGGUAUGAUCGCUCUGAGAAGGAAUGCUACAGCAGUGACUCACGAAGAUUAUAUGGAUGCUAUCAUGGAGGUACAGGCUAAGAAGAAGGCUAACCUCAAUUACUAUGCUUAAGUAAUAUUUUAGAGUUACUGAUUAUUAUGUCCAAUUG